UUCUCCUCCUUUACGGCAAAUGGAAUAUGGCGGAGGGUGAGAAAUCCCAAGACGGACUGGAGCUCAGCAAGAAAUGGCUGGAGGCUGCAGACAGCAGGGCAGAGCUGCUCUGCUACCUGAGGGAGCAGGUGCCACGAAUCUUCUGCUUGAAGAAGGAGUCCAGCCCUCAGGAGGAAGAGGAGCUCACACAAAAGCGACUCCUGCACCCACUGGAGUGUUUCCUGUUUGGAGAGGAUCCUCAGGAGGGUCUGGAGAAGCUCAAUCAGGGCUGCACUUCCUCCCAAAUCUGUGGACGCGUUUUCAAAGAGGGAGAGACUGUCUAUUCGUGCAGGGAUUGCGCCAUAGAUCCUACUUGUGUUCUGUGCAUGGAUUGCUUCCAGGAUAGCGUUCACAAAAGCCAUCGUUACAAGAUGCAUGCAUCAUCAGGCGGGGGCUUCUGUGAUUGUGGGGACGUGGAGGCCUGGAAGAUCGGCCCCUGUUGCUCCAAACACGACCCAGGGGCAGCCACUGCCAUGGUAAUGGAUGACUGUGUGUUAGAGCCUGAGUUACAGGAGCGUGCUGAGAAACUGUUCCGUGUGCUGCUGCAGUACGUCACAGAUUUCCUAGUUUGGGAGGAAAAUUUAGAGCUGUCAGCUGAACUCCAGCCUCGGCAGAAAGAAAACUCAUACUUCUGUGUACUGUACAAUGAUGAGCACCACUCGUAUGAUCAUGUGAUCUACACCCUGCAACGUUCAGUCCACUGUGAUCAGGCUGAAGCACAGACGCACACAGCACUUAUUGACAAGGAGGGUCGACGGGCUGUUAAGAGAGGAACUCUUAUGUCCUGCCAGCAAGCAAAAGAUCUCAUUAGGUCAAACUCCGAGCACAUUUCCCUGCAACCGCUACGUGUGGAGAUCCUUCACUCAGCAGUAAUGGCUCAUCAAACCUUUGCUUUACGUCUAGGCACCUGGUUCCAAAAGAUCAUCAGUUACUCAGUGGGCUUCAGGCAGGCCUUCAGUCAAGUGGCAUUGGAGCCAAACACAGACAGAGAGCAGCCCUGUUUCAUCAGUAGACUCAUGCUGCACGAUGCCAAGAUGUACAAAGGAGCUCGCAAGAUUGUACAUGAGCUGAUUUUCUGUAGCAUGCUAAUGGAGACUGAGUUCAAGAGGCUUUUCGCGAUAGAGUUUACAAAGCACUACAAGCAGCUGCAAAAGGAUUUCAUAAAUGAUGACCAUGAGAGAAGUAUCUCCAUCACUGCUCUGUCUGUACAGAUAUUCACUGUUCCAACACUGGCCAGGCAGCUGAUUGAAGAGGGAAACGUCAUUAAAGUGAUAGUCGAUACGGUCAUGGAGCUGCUGCGUGAACAUCUGGAUGAUAACAAUCGCUUCUUCUUCCUUGGAUACAACUCAGACAAGUUCUCCCGCAUCCAGAUCAUCUUCCAUGACCUCAGGUACAUUUUAAUCAGCAAACCCUCAAUAUGGACUGACGAGUUGCGGACACAGUUCCUAGAGGGGUUCAGAAUCUUCCUUGGACUCCUCAAAUGCAUGCAGGGCAUGGAGGAAGUGAAGCGCCAGUUUGGUCGGCAUAUUGCGGUGGAGCCGGAAUGGGAGGCUGGCUUUUCUCUCCAGAUUCAGCUCCGCCACAUUCUUGCAGUGUUUCAGGACUGGUGUUCAUCUGAUGAGGAGAUCUUGCUGCUUACAUUUAAAGAGUGCCACACGACCCUGAUGCAGUGCAAUAAUCAGCCCUUCCACAGAGAAGCUUCAGACUACUACAUGUGCAAACACAUCCUCCAUGUUCGCCCUUACAAAGUGUCUCAGGAGCCUGUCAGCAUACAUCUUCCUAUCUCCAGGCUACUGGCUGGCCUUUACAUACUUCUGUGCAGAACAGGGGCAGUGGAACGACUUGAUAAUCAGGAGAGUUAUGACUUUACUCAGCUUGCAGAGCAUCCUCUGCGCUGUGUGGUCCUGGCUGCUCAGGUCUCAGCUGAGAUGUGGCGAAGAAACGGUCUGUCAUUAGUCAGCCAGGUCUACUACUAUCAGGACGUAAAGUGCAGGGAUGAGAUGUACGAUAAAGAUAUUCUCAUGCUUCAGAUUACUGCUUCCAAAAUGGACCCUAACCACUUCAUCAUGCUGAUCUUGUUGAGAUUUGAACUCUUUGAUUAUUUCAGUGGAAGCUGUUCAAGCAAAGACCAGGAUGAGCUGAUACAAUGGAACCGUUUGACUGAAGAGAUGCUGUAUCUCAUCAUCGUCAUUGUCGGUGAACGUUAUGUCCCUGGCAUUAGUGAUGUGACCAAAGAGGAUGUGACGAUGAGGGAGGUUAUCCACCUGCUCUGCAUCGAGCCCAUGGCUCACAGUAGCCUCGUCAAGGGACUCCCAGAGAAUGAGAGCCAUGAAACGGGCCUGGAGUCUGUUAUUACCAAAGUUGCGACUUUCAAAAAACCUGGGGUUUCAGGGCAUGGACUGUAUGAAGUGAAAAAAGAACGCCUGGUCGAAUUCAACCCUUUCUUCUACCAUUAUUCAAGAUCACAACAUAGCAAGGCUGAAGAGUCUCAAAAGAAGAGGAGGACUCAGGAGAGCAACGAUAAAGCGCUGCGUCCUCCGGUGCCCCCAGCCUUCUGCCCAGGUUUCUCCAGCAUAGCGCGUCUGCUCUGCUGUGACAUCAUCAUCCAUGUCCUGAGGCGUGUCCUGCAGAGAGCUGCAGAGGACCGGGCUACUCAUUGGACAGAAGCCAUGAUCCAGAGGGCCUUGCACCUGAUAGGUCAAGCAUUGCUUGAAGAGAAAAUGCAGCUUGAGGGUAGCUCUGUGGAGGAAGUGACAUUUGAUUUCAGCCUGAAGGCCCGAAGAAUCGGCUCAGAGCAUGGCAAGUCUGUUUUCCUCUUGUUGUCCAAGAUUAAGACUGUACCAUCCCUUGAAGCGCAGAAAGACAUGAUCAAAUGGGUUCUACAGAUGUUUGAGAUUAUCAAGUGCCUUAGGGAAAAGUCCAGUCCUUCAGCGUCUAUGAGUGUGGAAACAACCAAGCCUGAAGAGAGUGCUCAGGACAAAGAGAAAGCUGAGCGUAAAAGAAAGGCAGAAGCAGCCAAACUCCACAGACAGAAGAUCAUGGCCCAGAUGUCCGCAAUGCAGAAAAACUUCAUCGAGUCAAACAAGAUGUUGUAUGACGACAUGCCUGAGAGCAGAUCACAGGGAGAACCUGUUGAAGCCUCUGAGAGUUGUGCCAUGGAGCAGAAAGAGCAGUUUGUAGCCAUUGGCCCCUGCAGAGGGCCCACUCCAGACGAGAAGGAGGUGCUCACCUGCAUUCUCUGUCAGGAAGAACAAGAAGUGUCGGCUCAGGCUCCAGCAAUGGUGCUGACUGCGUGUGUGCAGAGGUCCACAGUGCUGACACAAUGCAGAGGGAAGAAACUGACAUGCAUAGGAGAUGGGACAGCAUACCCUCUCUUCAUGCCUCCUGAGCUGGCAGUUGGGACUCACACGGGCAGCUGUGGACAUGUCAUGCAUGCCACAUGUUGGCAAAAAUAUUUUGAGGCUGUUCAGAGUACGACUAGGAACCGGCUCCAUGCUGAGCUGAUCAUCGACCUGGAGAAUGGAGAGUACUUGUGUCCCCUCUGCAAGUCCCUGUGCAAUACUGUGGUCCCUCUCAUCCCAUUAGAACCGACACAGUUUAACUAUGAAUAUGCAGAAAGAUUACGACAGUUUUUGGCCAUGCCUCGCUGGAUCCAGAUCCUCUUGGCCAGGAUUAAAGGGCUCAAGUCAGUCACUCAGGAAAAUGAUAGCAGCACUGAAAGUAGCAGUGUUGAUGGCGACACUGGGAUGUGUGAAUAUGGACAGCUUGACUUUAGAUCCAUUCUCAGCUAUGGGAUACAACAACCGAGGAAACUCUCAGAAAGCAUUGUGGAGAUGCUUGUCGUGUGCGCCAUCACAGUCCACAGAGUGGGGCUGCAAACAGCACCCAAUGAGCUGUGCCCAUGUGUGCCCCUCAUGACCUGGAACACGUGUGCCUUCACUAUCCAGGCUAUAGAAAACAUACUGCAGGAGGAGGACAAGCCGCUCUUUGGGUCCUUACAAAACAGACAGCUUGCAGGUCUGAAGGCAAUCGUUCAGUUUUCAGCAGCUCAGAGACUCCAGGGCCCCCAGGCCGUCAUACAGAAGCACUUCACAGACAUGCUAGCCGUGUUGUUACCGGCCUUGAGCAGAAAAAACACACCUUCGCUGUUGGAGGUUGACUUCUUCCAUCUUCUGGUGGGCCUAGUUCUGUCUAUCCCCUCACUGUACCAGGAGCUGGCUGUAGACUUAGAGCCGCCGGCCGUCAGCUCUGCCUACAACCACAUGAACAUCCUACAUCUGGUCACCAUGGCUCACAUAGUGCAGGUUCUUCUGUCCUCCACAGAUUUCCCUGCUGUAGCGGGUGGAGAUGAGACAGAGGAGGCGAGAGCAGCAGCAGAGCUGUGCAACACACUUUCACAACACACUGGAAGGCUGAUUUCAGAUGUGUCUGGCAGCUCUGUGGCAGAGAGAGUGAAGAGAGGAAUUGAACCUUUCUUGCGCUGUGCUGCUCUCUUUUUCAACUGCCUUACAGGAGUACAUCCACCAGAGGAGCUCUCUAGUUCUGCAGUUACCUCCCAAGGACAGAUGGAAGCACUAUGUAGCUACUUGGCACUCCCCUCUAAUGUGUUUCAGCUCUUCCAGGAGCACAGAGACACUGUUACUCCAUUUCUGCAGAAGUGGUGUGGAAAUUGGUCUUUAACCAAAGCUCUGAUAGAAAAACCGCAAACAGUUAGAUAUCCCAGGAGAAGGAAUCGUUUGAUUGAGCUUCCGGAGGAUUACAGUGCUCUCCUUAAUCAGGCCAGCCAUUUUCAAUGUCCAAAGUCCAUGGAUGAUGAGAGGAAGCAUCCGACCCUGUGCCUGUUUUGUGGGGCCAUGCUGUGCUCUCAGAGUUCCUGCUGUCUCAGCCCACUGGAUGGGGAGGAUGUAGGAGCGUGCACCGCCCACGCUGCUACCUGUGGUGCUGGAGUGGGCAUGUUCCUCAGGAUAAGAGAGUGUGAAAUCGUGCUGAUGGCCAGUAAAACUCGAGGAAGCACGUAUCCUGCUCCUUACCUGGAUGAUUAUGGGGAGACUGAUCCUCAUCUUGGAAGGGGCAAUCCCCUGCACCUUUGCCCAGAGCGCUACAGGAAGCUGAACCAGCUAUGGCAGCAGCACUGCAUCCUGGAGGAAAUCGCCCGCAGCCUGGAGGUGGUCAACGUCAUGAUUGCCUUUGAGUGGCAGAUGUUGUGAUGAUUGCUCCUUCUGUGGAGGCUGGGAGGGGGUCAAGAGCACAGCCAUAGAGCACAAUCUGCUCCAGUGCUCCCACAAAUAAACACACACACACAAACACAGAAACAACAACAAUCCUCCAACAAUCAGAGAAGGCCUGAGUAGCCAAUCUCUUCCUGAUGAGGUGUGGAGAAGUGGGACAGUCAAAGAGGAGGAGGAGGAAUGUGAUGGAUGACUAGCAAACCCAAGUCGCCUUGUUUUAAUUUGUCUGCUGUGAGAAUGAGUUUCUUCUAUUAAUGUUCUCUGCAAAGAGGCUCAUUCAAAUAAAGACAAACAUCAGAUACACACUUCCAUGUUUCUGUUAUCACUUCAUGGUUUUGGUUUCUCUCCUCGGUGAUGCUGUGAAUUUUCUGCAUUUUCUUUCUGUGUUAGAAACUUUGAUUUGACCUAAGUUAUAAUUGAUGAAAAAUAGUCUUUUGAAGGGUAAUUUUAUUUUAAAAUGUGUCAUUACCAUGAAGAAUCCUGCACGUUUUUGUUUGGGAGGACAAAAAGAUGGCCACACUUCCUGUAACCUCUAUAAUCGUAUAUACUGAGGCACGUAUGUAACAGAUAGAAUAUACUUUAAAGGAUUUUCACUAUUCAGAAAGAUGUAUUUACAGUUUUCAAGUAUUCUGACAUUCAGCCCUACAGUUAGACCAAAAUUAUGUUAAUCCAAUACCCACUGUAUGUUUUUAAGGAUAAAAAAGAACUGAAGGGACCAUAGAAAGACAGAGUAAACACUUAAAACAAUCCAAGCUGAGAAAAAGAAAGUCAUCUAUUUAAUGAAGAAUUCUACUUUUUUUAAAGAAAGCAGGGUAGACUUAAAGCUCUAUCUUUGACCUAAUACAUCCGUUAUUGCUCAUGCUUUUCAGGAAGAAUGUGUGACUAAAGUUUCCUCCUUUUUGUGUUGUUUGACAAUACUACAUGAAUUCCAGGCUGGAAAUAAAGAUGCUAGCCUAAACACUGUUGACUGUCAUGUCCACUGACUUUCUGUCACUUUUUCUCAUUUAUCCCACGUGUCAGAUUUUGAUUUGUUCGAGUUUAUUUUCGAUAUUACAGAUCCAUGAGUAUGAAUCCUUAAUGUUUUACUUGAAUUGUGAAUUUGGCACAUGAAUGUCUCAGCAUGAAUCAACUAUGUUAACCUACAUGCUUUAGUUUUCCCUCCAUAUGCUUACUUUUCCUCUUUUAUUUGUAUUUAACUUACCUGUAGGGUCAACAGUGUUGUUAUGAUUCUGAAAAGAAAGCAGAGAUGCAGACUUCCAAUGCUUUACAGUCAAACAAAGUAUGAAAUGGUCCCACUCUUUGCAAUAUUUUGGUUUGUUGCCCAUAAAAAAAUCACAAAUAAUAAAAACCCAGCCAUCACCAGCUCAA
Messenger RNA from Cheilinus undulatus (humphead wrasse), 6635 nucleotides. It is a transcript of the gene ubr1, whose product is annotated as ubiquitin protein ligase E3 component n-recognin 1. Lineage: Eukaryota; Metazoa; Chordata; Actinopteri; Labriformes; Labridae. Gene Ontology annotation, biological process: ubiquitin-dependent protein catabolic process via the N-end rule pathway; protein ubiquitination. Bases 27 to 5246 code for a protein of 1739 amino acids. The transcript has 47 exons. Gene Ontology annotation, cellular component: ubiquitin ligase complex; cytoplasm. The record is from RefSeq and is a predicted model, not a curated record. Gene Ontology annotation, molecular function: zinc ion binding; ubiquitin protein ligase activity.